UAACACUAGUUGUGCUUCUGUGCUUUCAAUAUUUUUUGAGUUGUCCAUCCUCUGGAUUCUGGUUUCCUAGAAAAACUCUAAUGGAGCCAAUUUUUUUUUAUGGUAAUUAUGAGAACAACUUAAAAGUCAGCAGAGAGAGAUUUGUUUGAUUAGGGAUAGAUACUUAACCCCACAACAAAGACAGGAAUAUUAGUUUGGCAAACAACAAUUACAAAAUGCUUCUCUUUUUGGAAUAAUUCAACAGCUUGAUAUUAGCAGAGAUUUACUUUUUCUUAAUUAACCUAACCAUGGAUCAACUUCCCUACUACAAAAGCACAUGUAUCCCAAGUUUCUACCACACAGAACCUGGACUGUUCUUGGACAUUAAUAUUGAAGGUGCUGAAGAGACAGAUCUAAAAUAAUACCUAAUUAAUGUGUUAGUUAAAUAUGGAUAGUGUAUAGUUAAAUGCAACCUCUCUAGCACAUGUAUGUUUACACAUGCCCAGGUGCGCUAUAGACAAAAUGUCCAUGACCUAAAAAAAACAUCAAGGAAACUUUUUAGAAUAGUUUCCACGUUUACACUCCACCAAAGAGUGCAGCACUUGAAAAAACAACCUUUUUUUAGUAUACUUGUUUAUAUGUGUGUUAUAACAUAAUGAGAACGUUCUGCAAGCACAAAAAUAUUACAAUUUAAAAUGUCAAUUGCAUACUCUACUUUGAACCUUCAAGACAAAUUGUCUGUACUCUUGUAAAAGCAAGUGUCCUGGUGCUCAGAGAAACUAAACAGUGUACCAGGAGGAACAAAAGCAUAAAUAAUUGAAACAUGCUUCUCUCCCUUUGUUAAGAGAGUAAAACUUGAUUAUUUCUAACUUCAGGGUAAGAAAAAUACUUCCAAAUUAAAGCCACAUUAUGAAGAAAAGUACUUUAAGCAGCUGAGAUUCAAUUAAAAUCUCUUAAUUGUUUUCUAACACACUAAUCUGAUAGGUCUUAUUUUUGGGGCAAUGCAUGGCACCCUUUCUAUUAUUAUAAUUAUAGCAUGUAUAUAUAUAUAUAUGGUUAACUUACUUUUUUUCGUGUGAUUCAUGUCAAAUAAAAAAUAUAUAGCAGUUUAAAAUGAAAAUUCACAUGAUACUAAAUUCAGGACUCUAAGUUUAUCGCCUAAGACAAAUCAUAGAUCACAAUGAAAAGCUAAACUAUGAAUGAUAACCAUGCAAGCUUUCAAUAUUCUUUGAGUUGUCCAUCCUCUGGGAGUAAGUUAGUAGUAAGUUAUAAAACGUAUAAUAGGUAUCGGUUCAUAGGAAAUUUGCUGCAGUUUUGCUGCCAGAUGAUUAAGUUACUGCAGUAAAUUAUAAUGUGAAACUUAUAGCAGUAUGGUAUCAGUUUAUAAAACAGGGGCCAAAAAAACUGCUUUUGAAGAUUGCAAAUUAUGAUAUCAGAGACAGGACAUAUGGGAAAGUAAGAAAGGCUCAAUUUCCAAAGCAUUCACUAUUAAAAUGUCAAUGGAGAUAUUGUUUUGGUUUUUGGUUUUCUACAUAUUUUAUCUUUCCUUUUUGGAAUGUGGGAGAUAGCUUUAACCUCAGACCAAUCUUCUCUCUCUUCUUUUUUCUCUUCAAGAUGCUUUGCUGCACACACCUUCCUCAAUUGUCUCCUCAUCGUUCCAAUCUUUUUGUCCCUUUUGCCCCCAUUGACAUGCAUCUGCAUUACUUUGAGAGUACGUACAAGUCCAUUGACCCUUUUAAGAGAAAUAACUCAGCCUCCAAUUGAAUUCCAUCUUUUGGACAAAAAAAGGUACCAUGUCUCCAAGUUCCUUGCUUCUCUCAACAUCAGAUUGUAAAUUAUCAUCAGGAUCUUUUAUGUUGAGAGAAACUGCAGAUAUAUUUCCUCUUUGUUUGGAUGGUGGAACCUAUGUAUAGGGGUCUCGUCAUAUAUGACCUCUUUGUCCAUUAAUAAGACACCUUUUAGUUUGGAGAAGCUGCAAUAUAUGUCCUCUUUGUUGGUAAUUUCUCUGGCUACAGAAACUGUUGCCAUUAUGUUGAGAUAUCAGCAUUGUCUUAUUUCGUUAUUAGUCUAUGCUUCAAUUUUACAAAGUUGUCUUCUGCAAUAAUGUUAGUAAUUUAUUUUUUUUAUUUUUUUAUAAAUAGCAAGGAUAUCAUAUUAAAUAGUGAACAUUGUUAACCAGCUCAAUCUGUCUAGAGAUGCAGGAAGUAAGAUCUAAAACUCACAGGCUAUCACCCUGAAUACCAUCGAGGUAAAAGCCAAAUGGUGACUAUGUGCAGCAGAAUAGUGAGGGACGCAGUGGUUUCCCAUUUUGCCUUCAUAUGGUCAUUAGUAUAUAUCUUAGACUACUCAAGACCACUACCACCAAAUGCCUCAGCUAAUGAAGCAAUGAAAUUAUUGAAUGGUGUUCUUUACAGAGAUGUGUCCCGUGAUGUUUUGGAUCAAAUAGGAUAUAUGCAGGGUGGGGGAGUUAAGCUCAAGGAAAAUUCCAUACCAGAACCAAGAUUGAUGAGCAUAAGUGAACUUGAGGAGUUUCGGCCUCUUAUUAAAUUCAAACGUGAUUGUGAGGUUGACGCCAUUUUCAAAGUUCUUGAUGGUCUGAUGUUCAAGGGUGCAGGAUAUUUGUUCAAGAAAAUACCAACAAAUUCUAGAAGUUGCUGGGAAGUUGAACCAUCAUAAGAGGAGCUCCUAAAGUUUAAACCUACUGUAAAUACCACAUCUGAUAAUUUGGAGUGGCUUUCACAGCUUUGUGGUGAACAAAAGAAAAAGCGGAUAAUAAAAAGUGAUAAAGAGAGUGGGAAACAAGACUAGUGAUGUGAACAACUUUGGCUAACACUUUGGGGUGUAAGAUUACCUCACUCCCUAUGACAUAUCUUGGCCUCCCGUUGGGGGCCGUCUCAAGAGCAGCUUCUCUAUGGGAUACAGUGAUUGAGAAAGUAGAGCGUCGAUUGGUAGGUUGGAAGAUAAUGUACCUGUUAAAAGGUGGUAGGAUUACCCUAAUAAAGAAUACAUUAUCUAAUCUACCGACCUA
Molecule: messenger RNA, 3007 nt
Organism: Carya illinoinensis
Lineage: Eukaryota; Viridiplantae; Streptophyta; Magnoliopsida; Fagales; Juglandaceae
Product: protein RNA-directed DNA methylation 3-like
Exons: 5
Coding region: 2239-2655 (138 amino acids)
Biological process (GO): regulation of transcription by RNA polymerase II; transcription elongation by RNA polymerase II; regulation of DNA-templated transcription elongation
Cellular component (GO): DSIF complex
Molecular function (GO): mRNA binding
Source: RefSeq, a predicted model, not a curated record